This is a messenger RNA of Emiliania huxleyi CCMP1516, 2088 nucleotides long. RefSeq lists its product as hypothetical. The record is from RefSeq and is a predicted model, not a curated record. Gene Ontology annotation, biological process: transcription initiation at RNA polymerase II promoter. Bases 1 to 1989 code for a protein of 662 amino acids. Lineage: Eukaryota; Haptophyta; Isochrysidales; Noelaerhabdaceae. Gene Ontology annotation, molecular function: protein binding; RNA polymerase II general transcription initiation factor activity. The transcript is spliced from 10 exons. Gene Ontology annotation, cellular component: transcription factor TFIID complex.
AUGGAGCAGCCCACCCUGAGCAGCGCAACCAACCCGCUGAUCGACGCGCUGGUACUGCAACAUCUGCAGAAGCGUUUUCCGCAGUCGGCCGAGUGUCUGCAGCGCGAGCUCGCCAGCCGCGACGCCGCUGCGGCCGCGCCGCCGCCGACCAACCGGCACGCGCUGCUGAUGCUCCUCGCUCCACCAGGCGACGAGACGCCGCUGUGGGCGACGGCGUACGCCGAGGUGCGCGACUGGGUGGACGGCGCGCUCGACACGGAGGGAGCGAGGUACAAGCCCGAGCUCUCGCGGCUGCUCUGGCCGCUCUUUGCGUACACGUACCUCGAGCUGCUGCGCGCGGGUGCGCGCGAGCAGGCGGGCGGCUUUUUCGCGAGCUUCCACGCGGACCACGCGCUGAUGCGGCGCGACGAGCUGAACCAGCUGUCGCAGGUCUCGUCGGCCGAGCAGGUCGACGCGUCGGAGUUCGCGCGCCGCCUCCUCACCUCGCGGUACGAGGUGCGGCUCUCCGCCUUCUCGCGAGCGCUGCUCCUCGGCUUCGUGGCGGAGCGGCGGCUGCAGCUGACGCUGCGGAUGCUCAACGAGCGGAUCAAGCUCGCGCUCCCGGAGACGCUCGCGCCGAGCGACGGCGGGGGCCCCGCCGCCGUCGCCUUGGAGGACGACGUGCAUGGCGGCGCGCGGCUCUGGCGGCGGCCGCUCGGCGCGCUGCUCUGGUCGCAGCUCGACGACGCGCUGCUCGCGGACAAGUUCUCGGAGCCGGUGGACUGGUCUCCGCCCGCCGAUCUCGAGGCGACGCACGCCGAGCUGCUGCGCCAGAUCAAGGCGCGGCAGGGACACGCCGCGGGUCGAGAAGGAGGUUGUGCGGGAUGGGACGCGGCCGUUCGCGUGCUCCUGCUCAAGUCGCCCGCCGCGAAGAAGCAAAGGGCGGCCGGCGGCGCGGCGGGCAACGCGGGCAACGCGGCGGGCGGCGCGGCGGUCGGCGCGGCGGGCGCGGCGGGCGGCGCGGCGGGCGGCGGCGGGGCGGGCGGCGGGGCGAGCGGCGGGGCGAGCGGGGGCGGCGGAGGCGGGUCGGACCCGGCGGCGCCCGCGCGCAGCGAGGAGGAGGAGAAGGUGGCGGAGCGUGUCGCCGCGGAGGAGUCCGCGAGCAGCUACACGCUCCUCGGCCACUCCGGGCCGGUGUACGGCGUGUGCUGGUCCCGCGACGACAAGUUCCUCAUCUCAGCGUCGCAGGAUGGGUCGGCGAGGCUCUGGUCGGUGCUGCAGCGCGCGUGCGUCGUCCGGUACGCGGCCCACAGUGCGCCGGUCUGGAGCGUCGCGUUUGCCCCCCUCGGCGCCUACUUUGCCACGUGCAGCGGGGACCGGUCGCUGCGCGUGCGCCUCAUGCUCGGCCACGCUGGCGACGUGACUUGCACCGCCUUCCACCCCUCCGCCGCGAUCAUCGCUUCGGGCUCUGACGAUGCGGCGGUGCGCGUGUGGGAGGUUGCGAGUGGGCCGCUGCGGGGCGAGGAGGCGAAGGGGCGAUGCCUCCGCCUCCUCGCUAAGCGAGGCCACUCGGCGGCGGUGCGCGCCCUCGCCUUUUCGCCGGGCGGCGACUUGCUCGCGUCCGGGGGAGAAGACCGCGCGGUGCUGCUGUGGAGGCUCGCUUCGGGCGCCGCCGUGCGCAGGCUGCUGCUCCACACCAAGAGCGUGUGGGCACUCUCCUUCUCCGCCGAGGGGGCCCAGCUUGCCAGUGCGGGUGCGGACUGCGUCGUCGGUAUCUGGGACGUCGAGGCGGCGCUCAACCCGGGCGCGGCCGAGGGCGCGCAGUCGGAGAACGGCCCCGCCGCCGCAGAGGGCGAGGAGCCGUGGCUGCUCCGAACCUGGCACACCAAGUUCACGCCGGUGGUUGCGGCAGCCUACUCUCGGACCAACGUGCUCUUCUGCAUCGGAGGCUUCCAGCCGCCAGAGGGCUACGCGGCGGGCGGGCGGGCGAGCAAGGCGGCGGGCCGCUGACACGCGCCCGCGAGACAGCGUGCAGCGACGCACACCUCGCCCUCGCACAGAGCGGUACGCCGUACGGCUUUACCGAGACAGACGUCACUCGUCAGAGCG